UCAAUUGUUUGAUUAGGUGGCCAUGACAGGAACGUAGAGGUGCUGAGUCAGUCCUGAUGACAGCCAAAUUGACUGGUCGGGUUUUCCCACCUUCAAAGUAAAUGAAGCAACCUUGAGGUGUGAGCAAGCAUCCAACGAGGCAAUCUACUUCUCAGCUAGGCACCAAGAUACUCCUUCCACUUCCCAGCGAGAGCAGGGCCACCGGUGAGAUGCCCCCUUGCUAGCCUCAUCGCGCUUAGGCCACUGUAGUAGACCGUUUAGCUACUUCCUACUCACUACUCAGCUCCUUCGUUCAUCUGUCAGGCAGAGUAAAAAGGGAAAUGCAUCGUGUUGGUGAUUAGCUUGUGAGGAACAACUGAGAGCAGUGCUCACACAUCAUAACAAGGCCCACAAAACAUUAAGCAGGCAUACUUGCAUCUUAGUCAGAUUUCAUACGUUUGGGUAAUAUGGGCACAAUUUUGGAUGCCCUCACGUUCAAAUUCUUGACAAAGCUGGGUCAGGUUAUCGAGAAUGAGGUUGUGAUGACAUUAAGUGUGAACAAGGAUAUCAAGAGGCUAAAGAAUAAUCUGGAACAUUUUAGCGCAAUUCGGGAGGAUGCUGAAGCUCUGGCCAUGGAAGAUAAGCGGAUAGAGGCAUGGUGGAAGAACAUGAGCAAUGUAAUGUUUGAUAUUGAUGUCAUCAUAGAUCUUGUUAUGGUUCAUUCGCAAAAGCUUUUGCUGCCACCUAGAUCAGUAUGUUGCAAUCAGUCCAUGAUCUCUUGUUUUGGAAAGCUUUCAUUUGAUCACAGAGUGGCUAGAAGAAUCAAGGACAUAAAUGAAAAGCUUGAUGAGAUCAAAAUGAACACAGAGAUGUUCACCUUGGAUAGAACCACACGCCAACAAUUCCAAGUAACAAUUGUGGAUAGAAGGCAGACAUCUCCUGUAGAUGAACUAGAGGUUGUUGGAACAGAAAUCAAACAGGCAGGUGAGGACAUGGUACAAAUGAUUGUUAGUAGCUGUCGUGAGAAUCGGUCAAGUGUUUUUGGGAUUCAAGGGAUGGGAGGCAUCGGUAAGACAACAUUAGCUCAGAAGAUAUAUAAUGAGCCGUUGGUAAGAGAGAAAUUCCAAGUUCGUAUAUGGUUGUGCAUUUCACAGAGCUACACAGAAACCGGGUUGAUAAAGCAGGCAAUACGAAUGGCAGGAGAAAAGUGUGACCAAUUAGAGACCAAGACCGAGCUUCUUCCACUUCUGGUGGACUCUAUCAAAGGAAAGAGUGUUCUUCUUGUGCUCGAUGAUGUGUGGAAAUCUGAUGUCUGGAUUGAUCUUUUUCUAUCGCCUUUCAAGCGAGCCUUGAAUUUCCAUGUCCUUGUCACCACAAGAGACCUGGAUGUAUUGGCAGAAAUGCAUGCAACAUAUACUCACCAAGUAAACACAAUGAAUUAUCAUGAUGGUUUGGAGUUGCUUAUGAAGAAGUCCUUCCAGCCGUAUGAGCAAAUAAGUGAAUUCAAGAAUGUUGGGUAUGAAAUUGUAAAGAAAUGCGACGGUCUUCCUCUUGCCAUCAAGGUUGUUGCAGGUGUCCUAUCUACCAAAAGAACAACUGCGGAAUGGAAGAGUAUCCGAGAUAGCAAAUGGUCCAUUCAUGGACUCCCCAAAGAACUUGGAGGCCCCCUGUAUUUAAGUUACAGCAGCUUACCCCCUCAACUUAAGGAGUGCUUUCUCUGGUGUGCUUUGCUGCCUCCUAAUUUUGAAAUCCAUCGUGAUUCUGUAGCUUACUGGUGGGUUGCUGAAGGUUUAGUGAGGAAAGAGCAUGGAUUCUCAAUACAUGAAAUUGCUGAAGAGUAUUACCUUGAGCUAGUCCGGAGGAAUCUUCUUCAACCUGUACCAGAGUAUGUAGACAAGGCUGUGUCAACAAUGCAUGAUCUAUUAAGGUCACUCGGACAAUAUUUGACAAAGGAUCACUCCCUGUGCAUGAAUGUGGAAAGAAUCGAUGCUAUGUCGAAUCUCCGCCGCUUAGGUAUCAGUCAUGCUGUAGAAGAAAUACCCACUCUAGAAGAGCACAAGUGCUUGAGGAGCCUCCUACUUUUUAAUAACAAGAAUUUCAAAUCAAUGCACAAGGAUAUUUUCAGAAAGCUUGAGCAUAUCCGUGUCUUGGUUCUCAGUGGAACAAGCAUCAAGGACAUACCAGACUCAGUGGGAAACUUGGUGCUAUUGAGGUUGCUAGAUCUGAGCUAUACAGAGAUUAACAAACUUCCAGAGUCCAUAGGAAGUCUCAUCAGCCUUGAAUACCUCUCUUUGCUUGGUUGCCGUCAAUUGGAUAGCCUGCCAGCUGGUCUCAUGAGACUGUCCAACAUAAGUUUUUUGCACCUAGAGCAGACUUCAAUUGAUCAUGUUCCUAAAGGGAUCGCAAAGUUUCAGCAGCUCUACAACCUAAGAGGAGUUUUUGAGAGCGGGACUGGAUUCAGAUUGGAUGAAUUGCGAUGCCUCCCCAAUAUCCAACGUCUCUGGGUUAGUAAGCUAGAGGAAGCGAUGCCAGGGAGCGAACUUGUACUGAAGAACAGUCGUAAUCUUAAAGAACUGGGAUUACGCUGCACAAUGAAGAUGGGUACUCAUGAUAGAACACGCUAUGAGCACGACAAGGUUUGGAAAAUUCAGCAAGUCUACGAUAUGCUCGUCCCGUCCCCAAGCCUAGAAUACAUUUUUCUUGUUGGGUUCCCUGGUACUAUGUUCCCAGAAUGGCUACGAUCGAAACCGGAGCUUAACAUGCCAAGUUUGCGUCAGAUGCACCUUGACGAGUGCAUAUCAUGUUCAGAGCUUCCACCAGCAGGUCAGAUGCCACAACUGCAAUUUCUUAAGAUUAAAGGUGCAGAUGCCAUUGAGUCCAUUGGCGAAGAACUCCUGGGAAAAGAAGCCGGCAGUCCAGCAGCCAUUUUCCCAAAGCUUGAAGUGCUUCAGGUCAUUCGCAUGUUCAGUUUGAGAAGUUGGUCCCUCAACACUGGGAAUCCCAGCGAUAGCUCUCAACAUAUCUCGCUGAUGCCUUGCCUUAAGCGUCUGUUGCUUCUUGAUUGCCCAAAACUGAGAGCUCUCCCUCGAGACAUGUCCAACAUUGUUAACUUGAAGAGAAUCCACAUUGAAGGUGCUCACAAGCUGCAAGAAGUCGUUGACCUUCCCGCAGUCACGUGGCUCAAAGUGAAGAACAACACACGUUUGAGGACAAUCUCCAAUCUCUGUAAGCUUCAGGACUUGCUUGCGCAGGACUGCCCAGCACUGGACCAGGCAAAGAACCUAUGCUCAUUGAGGCGCUUGUACAUGGUCGACUGCCCGCAUGAGCAAGAGUUCAGGAAGUGCCUCUCAGAAGAACAAGGUGUUCUAGUCCACGUUGCAACGGUUGGUGCAGAUGGCCGGAAUAUCUUCCCGGACGAAUCUCUCUACAAUUAGGCAGGAAGACGGUCGUCACCGCUGCUGAGGCUGGCUAUCCUGUGUACUUGGAGCCCUUCGAGACGGCGGAGCACCUCAAGUUUGGCCGCCCCUUCGCCCUUGCUUUCUGGGGUAAGCUGGGGGUGCCCGUCAUCGAUGCGUCUCUGCGGGUGCUCCACCUACUUGACAUCGCUACCACCGUAGGCAUACCACCGUCGGCGAUGCCUCUCCGAACGCCUUCAUGCUGCUUUGCUGCUGUCACCUGUGGAAACAUUGGAAUGCUGCUGUGUUCCGUGGCCUCUCUCCUUCCCUACCCGACGUCCUCAAGUAUUACCGGGAUGACACGUCGUUGUGGCAUGGGAGGUGCAAGGUGGAUCAGCGCUGCCACAUUGGCGUCUGGCUUCGCGUCCUCGAGGCGCCGAAGGUGGCUGCGCACCCUGCGGCUUGAGCCUCGCCGCUGUCCUUGGUCUUUCUCACUGUUUGUAUCUAUGUUGGCACUCAACUUACUGUUGUCCUUUUAACCCUCAUAAUGCUGUAAACAAUUCUGGGUUUCAGACCUUAUAUGAAAAUUCACUUGUUUUUGUUGGAAA
Molecule: messenger RNA, 3982 nt
Organism: Hordeum vulgare subsp. vulgare (domesticated barley)
Lineage: Eukaryota; Viridiplantae; Streptophyta; Magnoliopsida; Poales; Poaceae
Product: putative disease resistance protein RGA4
Exons: 4
Coding region: 447-3413 (988 amino acids)
Biological process (GO): defense response to other organism
Molecular function (GO): protein binding; ADP binding
Source: RefSeq, a predicted model, not a curated record